UUACGAGAAAAAGAAAGUUGGAAACACAAAUUCAUCCCAUUUUUUCUCUCAAAUAUUUCCUCAUCCGAUCGCAUUUCAUCCGUUUCUCAUUCCAUUAAUCUAUUUUUCGAUUGAAUUUCACUUCGAUUCGAUGUUGUAAUUUGAAUCACACGACUCCAUAACGUUUGCUACACAUCUCAUCAGCCCCUAAUUACUGAUGAACUUCACCGAUCCAGCAAUGUCGCUUUUGGCCGCUAGCGGAGGAGACACCGUUAAACUCUUUGAUGUUUCGGUGGAUCCCGGCGAUCCUUGUAUUCUCAGCCACACGCCUUCACCCGGUUCUCAAGUUAACUCCGUAAAGUGGAACCAUACAAAUUUGGUGGUGGCAAGUGCUGGUGAUGAUAAAAGGAUAUCUUUAUGGCGAAAGAAUGGUCAAAGCAUGGGGACUAUUCCUGCAGCCGGCAGCGACAGUGGCGACAAUAUAGAGGAGUCUAUUUUCACUAUCAACUUUAGUACCAAAGCAUCUCGUUACAUUUGUUCCGGUGGAAGUGCUCAAGUUGUGAGAAUAUGGGAUUUGCAGAGGAGAAGGUGUAUAAAGUGGUUGAAGGGCCAUACAGACACAAUAACAGAUGUGAAAUACAAUUGCAAAGAUGAGCACUUGGCUUCCAUUAGUCUUAGUGGUGAUCUUAUAAUUCAUAACCUUGCGUCGGGAGCGAGGGCUACUGAACUCAAGGAUCCUAAUGGGCAGGUAUUGAGGGUGCUUGAUUAUUCACGGAUUAGCAGACACCUUUUAGUGACUGCUGGUGAUGAUGGGUCUGUUCACCUGUGGGAUACAACUGGUCGCAGCCCAAAGGUUUCUUGGUUAAAGCAGCAUUCUGCACCAACUGCUGGUGUUAGUUUUUCACCAUCGAAUGACAAGAUGAUUGCUAGUGUGGGACUAGAUAAAAAGCUAUACACUUUCGACUCAGGAACAAGAAGACCCUCAUUUUGCAUUCCAUAUGAGUCACCUUUUUCUUCAGUGGCAUUUCGAGAUGAUGGAUACACACUGGCAGCUGGGACAACUACUGGGCAGGUCGUAUUUUAUGAUGUCCGUGGAAAGCCACAACCGUUUACUGUUCUUCGUGCUUAUGCAAAUUCUGAGGCCGUCACAAGUUUAUGCUGGCAAAGAUCAAAACCUAUAUUUGUAAAUGAAAAAACCUGCACAGCAGAUACGGCUCUCCUGGGAGGCACUGUGGAUGAUUCAAUCCUUAUGCCCGACCCACUUCCUUCAGCAACAAUGUCUAGUCAUUUACUCUCAACAGCGAUUGCCGGUUAUCGAAAUUCUAGUCGUGCUGGGCCCUCUCCAGAGUCAGCUCCGUCAACAGUUGCUAGUGGAUCAAUGUCAAGUAGUAACGAUUCAUCUGCAGGGGAAGAAACACCACUCCGAAGCACUCUUAGGGCUGGCGGAUUGGCUAGAUUACAUGCCCCACGGAGUUACAACUACAAGGAUGACAUGGAGGUUUUUUCUCCACUUGUAGAAGUUCAACCCAUUACACCCUCAUUUGAUAAGCUGUGGGGGGGAACAAAAACCGACUUUGAUAAGAGGACUUCUCUGCUGUUUCCUUCAUCCAAGAGAUUCCCUCUUGCACCGGAGGUUGGCAGUGAUCCGCAUUCGAUUUUUGACUGGAAACCUAACUCAACCACAAUACAGGAUGACAGCAGCACUCCUGUCUCUCGUCCAGCAACUUCUCCUGUAUCUUCCAAAACCGAUGAAUCACCAUCCAUUACUCCCCCAGAAGCUUGGGGUGGUGAGAGAUUGUCGGAUAAGUUUGUGCGCCCGCCACGUCAGUCAGUGACGCUACCUUCUCGCUUUGCAACACUGGCAACUUCCAGUAGUAUAUCUUCGGGAUCCAUGCUAUCUGGACUCCAAGAUCUUAGUUUGCCUUCAAGCCAAACGGCUAUGAACCCCGUUUCAAGUUCAAGCUUGAGCUUGGCUAAUUUCCGAGCCAGGGAUAACUCUUCUAAUCAAGAGAGUCCUUUAGGAUAUUCUGAAGGCCCAUUCAGCUCUACAUCUCUUUCACUUGGUGUGAAAGGCACUACUAACGUAGAAUCUUCAGGACUAGCGUUGACUCCAACACGAAGAUUUUCAAGUUAUGCCGAGAGGAUAAGCACUAAUCCGUCGUUAAGUGAUGGGACAUCAAUUGCUGUGGGUUCCCCGAAAACAAAAAAGACAGGAGCUGAAACAAGGGAAGAGCUUUUGAAUAGCUUUUCACCCCGGCAUGAGAUGUCGGCUGCCACAGAACCUGGAUUUCUUCCGUCCAUGAAUGGAAUGGAUACACAAGCCCAAAAAACAGGUUUGCAGGGUAAUUCACAGCAGGGAUCUUCGUUCUCACUUCAGCUAUUUCAAGGCACUCUUGAAGAAGCUCUUGGUUCUUUUCAGAAAUCGAUUCAUGAAGAUGUUAGAAAUCUGCAUAUCGAAGUUCUAAGACAGUUUCAUAUGCAGGAGAUGCAAAUGACAAAUGCAAUGAGUUCACUUUUGGAAAAUCAGGCAGAGCUUAUGAAGGAAAUCCAAUCUUUACGCAAAGAAAACCAGGAACUCCGGCAGCUUUUGUGAGCACUAGGGUUAGUGUUAGCUAUUCACCUCACUCGUGUGUCGUUUUGAGUUUUAAGUUGAGUGGGAAUAUUAUAGUAUUUCGCUGCUUCUCAUUGUUAGGAGGUAACACAUCGUUCUUAUGAAAAUGUAAGAGAAACACUGUAGUAGCAGUGUGUUUUAAAACAUGAGGGGGGAUUUUGGAAAGAUUGUGGAAAUGUAAAUGCAAACAAAACCACCUUUUUGGUCCAAAAAGUCUCAUUUUGAUAGUGGUUUUCGUUUUGCAUUUCUACAAAAUGGGUGGUUGGUUUGUAAUGAAAGUGAAAUAGUUGUAAGGUUUUUCUUGCUAAGGGUUGGUUUUAUUGUACUUGUAGUGAUGGCAUGAGUUGGAAAUGGUUUAGAAAAAGGGCAGUGAUAGAAGAUGUAUAUGAUUUAUGUAAUUUUCAUACA
Messenger RNA from Cynara cardunculus var. scolymus (artichoke), 2998 nucleotides. Its product is annotated as protein NEDD1. Bases 197 to 2572 code for a protein of 791 amino acids. Gene Ontology annotation, molecular function: gamma-tubulin complex binding; protein binding. Lineage: Eukaryota; Viridiplantae; Streptophyta; Magnoliopsida; Asterales; Asteraceae. Gene Ontology annotation, cellular component: kinetochore microtubule. Gene Ontology annotation, biological process: positive regulation of cytokinesis; regulation of microtubule nucleation; regulation of phragmoplast microtubule organization. The record is from RefSeq and is a predicted model, not a curated record. The transcript is spliced from 10 exons.